This is a messenger RNA of Carica papaya (papaya), 580 nucleotides long. Its product is annotated as SAUR-like auxin-responsive protein family. The record is from RefSeq and is a predicted model, not a curated record. Gene Ontology annotation, biological process: response to auxin. Lineage: Eukaryota; Viridiplantae; Streptophyta; Magnoliopsida; Brassicales; Caricaceae.
UGCACGCCAAAAUUAAAAUCUCUGUUUCUUAGCUGGUAUUAUAUCAAACAGUGGGCCAUUUACAUAUACUCUUUAUCUUUUAUAUACAAAUUCUCCUCUUCCAUAGUUUUCAAAUUCUCAAACCCUUUUUCCUCUAAAAUUCUCUCUGUGUCAACCCAAAACUCUCUAAAAUGGCGAAGGUUGGGAAGUUGACGAAGCUCAAGUCAGCCAUAAAGAGAUGGGCGUCGCUCACCAAGCACUUCCCCGCCGCUACCAAACCGGGAGGGGAGGAGAAGGCGUCCAAGGAAGAAGAAGUCCAUGCAGUGUACGUGGGGAAGUCGAGGAGGAGGUACUUGUUGGGAUCCGACGUCGUUUCGCACCCAGUGUUUCAAGAGCUGGUUGAGAGGUCAACUGGGUUCGACGAUGAUGCCGGCGACCGGGAAAUUGUUGUGGCCUGCGAGGUGGUGUUGUUUGAACACUUGCUGUGGAUGCUGGAGAACGGUGGGGCAAACCAGUUAGGAUCCAUGGAGGAGCUUGUUCAGUUCUACACUUACUGAUUAAUCCAUGCUUUGAUUAAUAAAUUCAGAUUAAUUAGCUGUAA